Messenger RNA from Odocoileus virginianus texanus, 7462 nucleotides. NCBI's taxonomy places the organism in Eukaryota, Metazoa, Chordata, Mammalia, Artiodactyla, Cervidae. The record is from RefSeq and is a predicted model, not a curated record.
AUGGCCAACGCGUCUCUGCCCACCGUGGUGCCUCUGGGCCCCGAGAGCCUACGCCCCUUCACCCGGGAGUCCCUGGCAGCCAUAGAGCGCCGGGUGUUGGAGGAGGAGGCCCGGCAGUUGCGGAACAAGCAGAUGGAGAUCGAGGAGACCGAGCGGAAGCCGCGCAGCGACAUGGAGGCGGGCAAGAAUCUGCCGCUCAUCUAUGGGGAUCCCCCGCCGGAGGUCAUCGGCAUCCCCCUGGAGGAUCUGGAUCCCUACUACAGCGACAAGAAGACCUUCAUCGUGCUCAACAAGGGCAAGUCCAUCUUCCGCUUCUCAGCCACGCCUGCCCUCUACCUCCUGAGCCCCUUCAGCAUCGUCAGACGCUGUGCCAUCAAGGUGCUCAUCCACUCGCUGUUCAGCAUGUUCAUUAUGAUCACCAUCCUGACCAACUGCGUGUUCAUGACCAUGAGUGACCCGCCUUCUUGGUCCAAGCACGUGGAGUACACCUUCACAGGGAUCUACACCUUCGAGUCCCUCAUCAAGAUCCUGGCCCGAGGUUUCUGCAUCGAUGACUUCACAUUCCUCCGGGAUCCCUGGAACUGGCUGGACUUCAGCGUCAUCAUGAUGGCGUACCUGACGGAAUUUGUGGACUUGGGCAACAUCUCAGCGCUGAGAACCUUCCGGGUGCUGCGGGCCCUGAAAACCAUCACAGUCAUCCCAGGGCUGAAGACCAUCGUGGGGGCCCUGAUCCAGUCGGUGAAAAAGCUCUCGGACGUGAUGAUCCUCACCGUCUUCUGCCUGAGCGUCUUUGCCCUGGUGGGGCUGCAGCUCUUCAUGGGAAACCUGCGGCAGAAGUGUGUGCGCUGGCCCCCGCCCUUCAAUGACACCAACAGCACAUGGUACGGCAACGACACCUGGGACAGCAACAACACCUGGAACGGCCAGGAGAGCUGGGCCAGCAACUAUACCUUUGACUGGGAUGCCUACAUCAAUGAUGAAGGGAACUUCUAUUUCCUGGAGGGCUCCAACGACGCCCUGCUCUGUGGGAACAGCAGCGAUGCUGGGCAUUGCCCUGAGGGUUACGAGUGCAUCAAGGCUGGGCGGAACCCCAACUACGGCUACACCAGCUAUGACACCUUCAGCUGGGCCUUCCUGGCUCUCUUCCGCCUCAUGACACAGGACUACUGGGAGAACCUCUUCCAGCUGACCCUUCGAGCAGCCGGCAAGACCUACAUGAUCUUUUUUGUGGUCAUCAUUUUCCUGGGCUCCUUCUACCUCAUCAACCUGAUCCUGGCCGUGGUGGCCAUGGCCUAUGCUGAGCAGAACGAGGCCACCCUGGCCGAAGAUCAGGAGAAAGAAGAGGAGUUUCAGCAGAUGCUGGAGAAAUUCAAAAAACAGCAGGAGGAGCUGGAGAAGGCCAAGGCUGCCCAGGCUCUGGAAGGUGGGGAGGUGGACGGGGACCCAGCACACAGCAAAGACUGCAAUGGCAGCGUGGACACAUCGGCAGGGGAGAAGGGGCCUCCAAGGCCAAGCUGUGGCACAGACAGUGGCAUUUCCGAUGCCAUGGAAGAGCUGGAAGAGGCCCACCAGAAAUGCCCACCGUGGUGGUACAAAUGUUCCCAUAAAGUGCUCAUAUGGAACUGCUGCACCCCGUGGGUGAAGUUCAAGAAGAUCAUCCACCUGAUCGUCAUGGACCCGUUCGUGGACCUGGGCAUCACCAUCUGCAUCGUGCUCAACACCCUCUUCAUGGCCAUGGAGCAUUACCCGAUGACAGAACACUUUGACAGUGUGCUCAAUGUGGGCAACCUGGUCUUCACAGGCAUCUUCACGGCUGAGAUGGUGCUGAAGCUCAUUGCCAUGGACCCCUACGAGUACUUCCAACAGGGCUGGAACAUCUUUGACAGCAUCAUCGUCACCCUCAGCCUGGUGGAGCUGGGCCUGGCCAACGUGCAGGGGCUGUCGGUUCUCCGCUCCUUCCGGCUGCUGAGGGUCUUCAAGCUGGCCAAGUCAUGGCCGACGCUGAACAUGCUCAUCAAGAUCAUCGGCAACUCGGUGGGGGCGCUGGGCAACCUGACGCUGGUGCUGGCCAUCAUUGUGUUCAUCUUCGCCGUGGUGGGCAUGCAGCUGUUUGGCAAAAGCUACAAGGAGUGCGUGUGCAAGAUCGCCGCGGACUGCAGCCUGCCCCGCUGGCACAUGCACGACUUCUUCCACUCCUUCCUCAUCGUCUUCCGCAUCCUCUGUGGAGAGUGGAUCGAGACUAUGUGGGACUGCAUGGAGGUGGCUGGUCAGGCCAUGUGCCUCACUGUCUUCCUCAUGGUCAUGGUCAUCGGCAACCUGGUGGUCUUGAACCUGUUCUUGGCCCUGCUGCUCAGCUCCUUCAGUGCUGACAGCCUGGCAGCCUCGGAUGAGGAUGGCGAGAUGAACAACCUGCAGAUUGCCAUCGCUCGCAUCAAGUGGGGCAUCGGCUUCGCCAAAGCCUUCCUCGUGGGGCUGCUUCAUGGCAAAGUCCUGAGCCCCAAGGUUAUCAUGCUCAGCCUCGGAAGCAUCGGCGAGGCUGGGGAGGCCGGCGAGGCUCCGGAGAGCGCCCCCGAGGACGAGAAGAAGGAGCCUCCACCCGAGGAGGAUGGCAAGGACCUCAAGAAGGACAACCACAUCCUGAACCACAUGGGCCUGGCUGACGGCCCUCCCCCCAGCAUCGAGUUGGACCACCUCAACUUUAUCAACAACCCCUACCUGACCAUCCACGUGCCCAUCGCCUCCGAGGAGUCUGACCUGGAGAUGCCCACAGAGGAGGAAACCGACACCUUCUCCGAGCCUGAGGAUGUCAAGAAGCCGCUGCAGCCCCUGGACGGGAACUCCUCCGUCUGCAGCACUGCCGACUACAAGCCCCCCGAGGACGACCCCGAGGAGCAGGCCGAGGAGAACCCCGAUGGGGAGCAGCCGGAGGAGUGCUUCACCGAGGCCUGCGUGCAGCGCUUUCCCUUCCUCUACGUGGACAUCUCCCAGGGUCGAGGGAAGAAGUGGUGGACCCUCCGCAGGGCCUGCUUUAAGAUCGUCGAGCACAACUGGUUCGAGACCUUCAUUGUCUUCAUGAUCCUGCUCAGCAGUGGGGCCUUGGCCUUCGAGGACAUCCACAUCGAGCAGCGGCGAGUCAUCCGCACCAUCCUGGAAUACGCCGACAAGGUCUUCACCUACAUCUUCAUCCUGGAGAUGCUGCUCAAGUGGGUGGCCUACGGCUUCAAGGUGUACUUCACCAAUGCCUGGUGCUGGCUCGACUUCCUCAUCGUGGACGUCUCCAUCAUCAGCCUGGUGGCCAACUGGCUGGGCUACUCGGAGCUGGGACCCAUCAAAUCCUUGCGGACGCUGAGGGCCCUGCGCCCCCUGAGGGCCCUGUCUCGAUUCGAGGGCAUGAGGGUGGUGGUGAAUGCCCUCCUGGGGGCCAUCCCCUCCAUCAUGAACGUGCUGCUUGUCUGCCUCAUCUUCUGGCUCAUCUUCAGCAUCAUGGGCGUCAACCUAUUUGCCGGCAAGUUCUACUACUGCAUCAACACCACCACCUCCGAGCGGUUCGAAGUCGACGAGGUCAACAACAAGUCCGAGUGCGAGAGCCUGAUGCACACGGGCCAGGUCCGCUGGCUCAACGUCAAGGUCAACUACGACAAUGUGGGUCUGGGCUACCUCUCCCUCCUGCAGGUGGCCACCUUCAAGGGCUGGAUGGACAUCAUGUAUGCCGCCGUGGACUCCCGGGAGAAGGAAGAGCAGCCGAUGUACGAGGUGAACCUCUAUAUGUACCUCUAUUUCGUCAUCUUCAUCAUCUUCGGCUCCUUCUUCACCCUCAACCUCUUCAUUGGCGUCAUCAUCGACAACUUCAACCAGCAGAAGAAGAAGAUGAGUAUCCAGCCCUCCUUCCCCCUGGGUCCUCCCCUCGCUAGGCUCCCUCCUCCCACCCCAUUUAACAAGAUCCAGGGCCUGGUGUAUGACCUGGUGACAAAGCAGGCAUUUGACAUCACGAUCAUGAUCCUCAUCUGCCUCAACAUGGUCACCAUGAUGGUGGAGACGGAUGACCAGAGCCAGCUCAAGGUGGACAUCCUGUACAACAUCAACAUGGUCUUCAUCAUCAUCUUCACAGGCGAGUGCGUGCUCAAGAUGCUGGCCCUGCGCCAGUACUACUUCACCGUCGGCUGGAAUAUCUUCGACUUCGUGGUUGUCAUCCUGUCCAUUGUGGGCCUGGCACUCUCCGAUCUGAUCCAGAAAUACUUCGUGUCACCCACGCUGUUCCGUGUGAUCCGCCUGGCGCGGAUCGGGCGGGUCCUGAGGCUGAUCCGCGGGGCCAAGGGCAUCCGGACGCUGCUCUUCGCGCUCAUGAUGUCGCUGCCCGCCCUCUUCAACAUCGGCCUCCUCCUCUUCCUGGUCAUGUUCAUCUACUCCAUCUUCGGCAUGUCCAACUUCGCCUACGUCAAGAAGGAGGCGGGCAUUGAUGACAUGUUUAACUUCGAGACCUUCGGCAACAGUAUCAUCUGUCUCUUCGAGAUCACCACGUCGGCUGGCUGGGACGGGCUCCUCAACCCCAUCCUCAACAGCGGGCCCCCCGACUGUGACCCCAACCUGGAAAACCCGGGCACCAGCGUCCGGGGCGACUGUGGUAAUCCCUCCAUCGGCAUCUGCUUCUUCUGCAGCUACAUCAUCAUUUCCUUCCUCAUCGUGGUCAACAUGUACAUCGCCAUCAUCCUGGAGAACUUCAACGUGGCCACGGAGGAGAGCAGCGAGCCUCUCGGGGAGGAUGACUUUGAGAUGUUCUAUGAGACGUGGGAAAAGUUUGACCCCGAUGCCACGCAGUUCAUUGACUACAGCCGCCUCUCUGACUUCGUGGACACCCUGCAGGAGCCACUGAGGAUCGCCAAGCCCAACAAGAUCAAGCUCAUCACGCUGGACCUGCCCAUGGUGCCGGGAGACAAGAUCCACUGCCUGGACAUCCUCUUUGCCCUGACCAAAGAAGUCCUGGGCGACUCCGGGGAGAUGGAUGCCCUCAAGGAGACCAUGGAGGAGAAGUUCAUGGCCGCCAACCCCUCCAAGGUCUCCUACGAGCCCAUCACCACCACACUCAAGAGGAAGCAUGAGGAAGUGUGUGCCAUCAAGAUCCAGAGGGCCUACCGCCGGCAUCUGCUGCAGCGCUCCGUGAAGCAGGCAUCCUACAUGUACCGCCACAACCAUGACGGCGGUGGGGAUGGGGCCCCCGAGAAGGAGGGGCUGAUUGCUGACACCAUGAGCAAGAUGUACGGCCCCGACAACGGGAACAGCGGUGUGCCAAGCAAAGAGGAGGAGAGGGGCUCCGCAGGGGACCCCGGACCUGCCAUGGGGCUCAGGCCCAUCAGCCCCUCCGACGCACCCCUCCCUCCUGCCCCACCCCCGGGGCAGACGGUGCGCCCAGGGGUCAAAGAGUCUCUCGUCUAGCAGGUGGUGGUGAGGUGGCACAGCCCCGAAGCACCCCCUCGCUGCCUGCCGCUGAGGGAGCUAGGCUGUGCAUCUGGGACUGACUCAGCUCCCUGUUGGGGACGGGCUCUGUCCAUGCUGGGCUGUCACCCAGGCCGUGGAAGGGGGAACUGUACCUGAAGUCUCCACUCUGGGCUGAGGCCGCUGCCUCCGCGAAAUUUACCUUCAAGUUGCUCUCACCUCCUCAUGGGCCCUGCUGCCCUCCUCACAGCUCCGGGGAGGUCAGAACAUCAGCGUCUCUGCCCCCGACUUGGGAGGAGCCGGCCUGUGAUGGAGGGAUUGGCUGCCCUCCUGCCCCCAGUCUUAAGGGCUACUGACCUCUCCGCAGGCAGUGGCUCAGGCCUCCAGCUCCCUCUGGGACAAGGAAGUCUUAACCUCAGUGAGAGCAGACACCUGAGCCCAGGGCCUGCCACCCUGUCCGGCCUCUGGGAUGUGGCUCACCCUGCCUGCUCAGGAAUUCUCAGGAGAAGGAAAACACCCCUGGUUCAGAAAUGGCUCCACAUACCCGGUGGGGAUGGGGGAGGGCCACUGGAUGCUGAGACAUUGGGCUGGGUUGUGGCCCCUGAAUCUUUUCCCGAUUCAUCCAUUGCCCAGGCCCCCCAGCUCCCUGGCUGGCCCCUGGGAGAAGAGCAGAAGGGAAGAGUCCCCUUGGGAAUUAUCUUUUUCUCGAAAGCAUGAGGGGGUGGGUAGCACGGGUUGGAUCCCACCAGUGUAUCGCUAAGCUGGGGGCUUCCUUGGCCUGAGCACCCCAUCUGGGGUGGGGUCGGGGUCCCUGGGGCUUGGGAAGAAGAUUCCCUCCCUACCCCCUGCCUUCCUCCCUCCUCCAUCAGCACCACUUGGGCUCCUGGCAGCCUCCCCAGCCCCAGGGUCCCGUCCUUACCCCCCGUCACACCCUUCUCUUCCUCUUGCCCCAUCCUUCUUCCCCUCCUCAAAGUGAUCCUAAGAAUGUUCUAGCUGAGCUCACGUUCGAGAUUUCAACACUGAGGCGGGCACCGCUCACCCGGCUCAGGCCCAAGCUUCCAACUUCCGGCCACUGGAAGCUGUGCGGUGCUUCUGUUGGCAUCACUGAUCUGGGCUCCCAAGGACAGACAGAGGCCGAGCUUGGAGGAGGGGGUGAGACGCCAGCUGGGGGUCACUGGAUUUACUCACCUGUGCGUGUGUGCGUGUGAGUCUGUGGACCACUGUGUCCCAUAGAACCUGCAUAUGCAUUUGUCUACGUGUAUAUCCGUGUGCCUGUGUGUCAGUGUGCCCUGGAGUGCUUAACCAGUGGGUAUGCGCGUGUCUUCUCUGUCGGCCCGUCCAUGGAAGCGUCCUUGUGCUGUGAGUGUGUAUGUGAGUGUGAACACACGUGGUCAGGUUUGCACAUUGAGCCCCCCCACCCCACCCCCGUUGAGCUCAGUUCCUCUUCUUUUUCUUGUUUCUCGUGAACAGUUUGAUUAAAACUCAGGAAGCAGCAAAACCUCCAAACAACAUGUGUGUUUGUGUUGCGUGCACGCCCACAGGCCGGACCCUUCCUUUCCGUCUGCCCCGCUUGCCAGCCUCCCGGCCGCUCUGCUCGGGCAUUCCUUUCUCUGACCGCCGUGAGGCCACCCUCUGCCUUCUCUGCGUCUCUUCCUCACGCCCACACCCAGCCCCGCUCCCCGGCCCGGCUCCUUCCAUCUCUCCCGGCAGCAGUUCUGGCUCUUUCUUCAGAAGUUCCUCCAGGGGUCAGCCUCCUCUCUGACCAGCACCCUGCCCACGUCCUUUCCUUCUUCCUCCUCGGGGCCCGGACGAGUGUGGCCCCAGAGCCUCAGCCUCUGUUGGACUGAACUCUCUCCACUGAGCCGGGUGCAGAGCCAGUGUGGCUGAACGGGGUCCAGGCCUCCUCCCCCUGCAGACCCACGGCCAUUGCACCUUGUCUGGGUGGGAACAGGCCCAAGCCAGGCCAGCAGAAGGCUCCUUUGUACAGUUCUUAUAAUAAACCUCCCGGUGCCUCGGACGGGUAUGCUUUUGC